Molecule: messenger RNA, 1253 nt
Organism: Folsomia candida
Lineage: Eukaryota; Metazoa; Arthropoda; Collembola; Entomobryomorpha; Isotomidae
Product: gastrula zinc finger protein XlCGF8.2DB-like
Exons: 3
Coding region: 169-1074 (301 amino acids)
Cellular component (GO): nucleus
Source: RefSeq, a predicted model, not a curated record
AGUUAGCAGAAGAUGCAACGUUCUCCAUAAUAAAUGCAUUGGUUUAAAUUAAAUUUUGAUAGAAAUAUCCGGUUCGUGGAAUAAUUUCAACAAGAUUAUCAAGGAAAAGUGCGGUUUUUCUCUAAGGUAAAUUUGUGCAUUCCUUGCUCUACAUAAGCCAGAUUUUGGAUGGAUCCGACACGAGAAAAUGGUUUCAAAUGCUCCACAUGCUUUAAAACCUUCCGCACUAAAUACCGCUUAAAGUGUCACAUGGGCACACAUAACGCCGUUGUGAAGCUAAAAUGUGAGAUUUGCGGUAACAUCUUCAAAACUCCGAGAACCUUGUCCACUCACAUAAAAAUGCAUCACACCAGCCGGGACCGACCCAGUUGCGACAUUUGUCACCGUGUAUUUUACACAUCCGAAACUUUACGAAGACACAUUGAUGCCAUUCACAGCACGAUCGACCGGCCUCGGUUUCCAUGCGGGUUUCCUGAUUGUGAUAAAUUCUACCUAACGAAGGAUGAUGUUUCGGCUCACAUAAAAACUCAACAUUCCGAGACACCGAUCCGAUUUCCUUGCACACUCUGCGGAAAAGAAUUUAAAACAAGAGCCGAACUUGAGAAACACAUUUCCAUCCAUACGAAGGAGAAGUCCUACGUUUGUUCCACUUGUGAGAGGAGAUUCCCAAGCCUGAGCAAUUUAAGAAGCCACGAGGUUACACAUUUGGAAAAAUCGGCCCGAAGGAUUUUCAAGUGUUGCCUUUGUCCCCAGAUGUCCUUAACUAGAGCUAACUUACAAAAACAUGUCCAAGUUGUACAUGAAAAUCAGGGGAAUUAUCAUUGCUCAUUUUGCGACAAGAGAUUCUCGACAUUGGGCAACAUGAGACUUCACGUGGACGUGAAACAUCCCCCGAAUCGGGAGAAAAUCCAUUCCUGCGACAAAUGCGAGUACAGGAGUCACUCGAAAGUAUAUUUAGCCCAACACGUGAAGCGUCACAAUCCUGCGAAUCGAGGGUGUUACUUCUGCCAGAAAAUGUUCGGAAAUUUUUCAGGAUUAGUGAGACACUGUCGUCUGCAUACUUUAGAGGGAUAAUCCUGGAAAUUUGUUGUUGUAAUCUUCUGAUUAUAAUAUAUAUUGUGAAAGUAGGCCGACUAUGGUUAUUUGCAGUGAUUUCAUUACUAAAAUUAAAAAAUUAAAUUAAAAAUUAUAAUUAUUAUUACUACAAUAAAAAUUUAAAAAUUCAAGCCAUAACAUUAAUCACAAUAAACAAU